AUGAAUCAUUCACAAUUAGGUAGCUAUUCUCCUAUUCUUCAGUCAAAUAAGCAGUUAACUCGUUCCUAGUACUAAGAGAAUAAAAAUAUUCCUAGUUCGAAUCCAGUUAGAAAAAUUCAAUAUGAUUAACCUGCAUCAAUUCAUUUAAUGAAACCUAAGGUAGAUCCUUCUUAGUAAAUAUACUACUUUGCAAAUAUAACUCCCUAGCAAAGCAAUCCUAACAAUAACUCUUCCUAUAUGACUUACUAAAGCAAUCCUCCUGUAACAGCAUCAAAGAGUCCUAUUUCUAAGUCUAGAUAGGUUACUCCUUCAAGAACUCCUCUAAGAAAUAAUAAUCAACAAAGCACACCUAGUAACAAUGGAUAGAGCGCUUACUAUAAUACGAAUAAUAGUCAAUUACCUACUAACAAUGAAAAUUUAGAUUCUAUUAAUAAUAACAUGAGCUAAUUAUUAGAAAGAGUGGACAACUUAGAGCAACAGUUUGAACAAGAAAAGCGUUAAUCUCGCUAUGUUAGUAGCAGUAAAUAUUAAUCCUAGCCUCAGCAAGAACAAGAAAGAGUUAAGCACUCUAAAAACAAAAAUAACAAUAGCGGAUUUUUCUCAUGUGUUAGUUAAACCCAUGAUGAAACUCCUUAGCAAUAAGCAAACCUAAAUGAUGACUCCACUUAGAUAAGAUAUCUCGAAUCAGAAGUUAUGAAUUUGAAGCAUGAGAGAAAGGCAAUUUAGCAAGAGCAUGAAUAAGAAGUUAAGAGUUUAAGAAAUGACUUAUAUAUACUCUAGCAACAAGUAGAGGAAUUAAAAGUAUCUAAGAUGUAGAAAGGAGUUAAUGAAGAAAUUGAUCAAUAGAAUCUUUACAAGCUAUUAGAAUUAGAAAAAAAAAAUUAAGAAUAAAUAUAAUAACUGCUUUAGUAGAGAGAUUUAGAGAUUAAUAAGCUUAAAUAAGUAAUUGCUUAGCAAAAUGGAGACUUAGGCUAAAAGCUUAAUGAAAUGACUAGUAGAAACGCAGAACUUUAAAAAUAAAAUAUAGAACUUGCAUAAAGGUUGCAAGAAAUGGCUAAUAUUGGGCAGCAGAUAGAUUAUCUUAAUGAUUAGUUAAAAAAGAAAAAUUAAGAGGUUUAAACUCUCAAAUAGAAUAAUGCUCAAUUAGAAGAAUAAGUUCAGUUGCUUUAAAAAAUAAAUGAUAGUCUGAAAAGUAAUUAGGAAAAUAAUCAAAAAUUUAAAGAAAUUGAAUAGCAUUGCCUUGUACUUGCAGGAGAAUUAGAUAAAAUGAAUUAACUCAUUUCAUAAAAGAAUUAAGAAGUUCAGGCUUUGUAAAAUCUUUCUGAGUUGAAAAAUAAAGAAAUUUAAAAUACCAAAAAUGAAAAUAUCAUCUUAAUGGAGAAAAUAGGAAAUCAAAGCAAUCGCAUCAAAUAACUUGAGAAGGAAUUAUUUGAAUAAGGUAAUAAGAUGAAAAUGUAUAGUGAUGAAUUAGAUAAGUUAUAAACUGCUAUUCAAACACAAACAAAUGAUACUAUGAGAGUAAAUGAGAAAAUUAUAAAGGAAAAUGGCCAGUUGCAAAAUGCGAUUUCUGAGCUUAAGAUACAAAUUAAUAAAUAUGAGGCUGAAUAAAUACGUUUACAAGGUGUUAAUUAAUAGUUAACUAUAGUUGCAUAAUCAUAAGAAUAGAAAAUUAAGGAACUAGAAGAAUAAGAAUAUUUAAAUUAGGACUCACAAAGGUAAAUAAAAGAUCUAUAGAACUAAAUUUCUCAAAAAAAUAAUGAAAUAGCUCUAAAGGAAUCAACAAUUAAGUUAUUGAAUGAUAAGUUGAAUGACUUAGAAGCAAAAAACAGACAGAAAGUAGAUGAUUUAACACAGCAAUACCAAUCGUUAAUUAGGGAUAGCGACAAAACAUAAGAAAUCUAAACUUUAUAAAAGCAAAUAUUUGAUCUGAAAAAUUACUAAUAGAAACUCUUAGAGGAUAACACAAAGCUUGCUUUUGAAUUAGAUCAACUUGCAAAGAAUCAACAGUAGGAAAUAAACAAACAGCUCGAAUAACUUGAAAGAAAUUUAAUGGCUCAGAACAUAAAAGAAAAGGAGUAACUAUUAUCAUAGCUUAAUUCAGUUAGGAAUCAACUUUAGAUAGAGAUGGAGAAAAAUAGAGAACUUCAGUCAGAAAUGAGUUUAAAUGAAUAGGUUAAGAAAUCUAAGAUUUAAUAAAAUGAAGAUUUGGUUAAGAAAGAAAAGGAGAAUUUGGAGAAUUAAAUCAAAAUAUUAAAUGCAGAUAAAUUUGAUAGUGAUUUAAAAAUAAAAAAUUUGGAAAGAGACAAUAAUGAACUGACUAAUGCUUUGAAGCAAAGUGAUUAAAUUAUAUAAGUUCUUUAAAAUUCUAUGGAGGAAUCUAAAAAGCACACUUCUCACCAAUAAAAAUAAGACUAAGAACUUAAAAAGAGUGAAGAAGAAAAAAAGAAACUUUAGUAGGAGAAUGAUAAUCUAAAAAAAGAAAUUGAUUUGUUGAGAUAAUAAAUUAAUCAGCUGAAUAAUACAAUUGCUUAUAAUGAACAAGAAAAGAAACGUCUAAGUUAAGAUCUUGAAUACAAGUAAAAUGAGCUUUAAAGAUUGCAACAAAAAUAUAGGGAUAUGGAAAAUGAGCUAAAUAGUAAAUUAAUAGAUGCAUAAAAUGCCAUAGAGUAAAACAAAAGAGAUUACUAAGACAUAGAUGAUCUUUUAAUAGAGCACAAUGCUGAAAAAACCUCUCUUGAAACACAUAUCCUUAAGCUAAAGAGCUAAGUAAAUGAAUUGGAGUAGGAAGUUAUUAGAUUAACUCAAGAAAAUAAAAUUUUAGCUGCUUAAGGAGUAGAACGUUUAAAUAUGAUUGAAAAUUGGAAAAAAUCUAACUCAACUCAACCCAUAUAUGGAGGAGUUAAUGGCGAGCUUAAUCAAAAAAUUUAAACUUUAGAAGAAAACUUGUUGAAAGAAACGCAUUAAAAAGCAUCUUUAUAAAAUUAGUUAGUAAAAUAUGAGGAAGAUUUGAAAAAUAGAGAGAAAGAAGUUACAGAACUGUAUAAGUUAAUUGAGAAAAGAAAAAAUGAAUAAGUAGGCUAAAAGAGCAUUUCCGAAGAAGUUAAAGCAGAAAACGAGAAACUGAGAGAAAAGCUUAAGUAAGCAGAAGCUGAAAACCUUAUAAAAACUGAAUACUAUGAUCGUUGGUUACUUGAGAACGACGAACUGCGAAGACAAGUUAAUUAUUAUAAGGAAUAAUUAAAGAAUGUGGAAGAAAGCAUUAGAGUCAAAAGUAUGUAAAUAGAUGAAAAUCUCAGUGAAGUUAAGCACUUGAAAAGCAAGUAUGAAGAAGUAAUUAAUGAAUCAAAAUCUCAUAAUUCUUUGAGCCCUUAUUCAUUUUUAAGGAAAGAAAACUAAAAUUCCUUUAUAAAUGCAGAUAAAGAAUAGAAUUAGCCAUUCAUCAGUAACAAAAGCAGCAUACUAGAUUAAGGAGGAAACAAGCACUUUUUAUCAAAUUACAUUAUAAAUGAUUUUAACAGUGCCUUUACAACUCCUAAUAAUGGAAGCAUAGUCAACACUAUAAAUAACCCUUAGUCUAAUGCAAGUAAUCCUACUUACAGUAACGUUAGCACAAAUAAUUACAAUAGCAAUCCAAUUAACAUAUAAACUAACAUAUAAACUCCAAAUAGUGAUGCUAAUAAAAACAAUGAAAUUAACAGCCCUUUUACAGCUAAUUUAAAUAGUGAUUACAAAAUGAAACCCUAAAAUUUUGCACAAGAAUCUGAAAAGAGAUCUCCAAUCAGUAUAUAUGAUUAUUCCUCAGCAGCAACAACAACUGCAGCAGCAUCAGGUCCAGCUACUGGCUUCGCAACUACCAAGAGUAGUAGCAAUAAUCUAUUAUAGCCAGGUGAAGUCUAAAGAUAAAGAUACAACAGUAGUUAUGAACCUACUCAACCUUAAUAUAAAAAUACAAAUAUAAAAUUAAAUUAUGAUGCAUAUAAAUUUUAAUGA
Molecule: messenger RNA, 3990 nt
Organism: Tetrahymena thermophila SB210
Lineage: Eukaryota; Ciliophora; Oligohymenophorea; Hymenostomatida; Tetrahymenidae
Exons: 9
Source: RefSeq, a predicted model, not a curated record